Messenger RNA from Lates calcarifer (barramundi perch), 6277 nucleotides. RefSeq names its product formin 2b (gene fmn2b). Gene Ontology annotation, biological process: actin nucleation; intracellular transport. NCBI's taxonomy places the organism in Eukaryota, Metazoa, Chordata, Actinopteri, Centropomidae. The record is from RefSeq and is a predicted model, not a curated record. Gene Ontology annotation, cellular component: cytoplasm; endoplasmic reticulum membrane; nucleus. Gene Ontology annotation, molecular function: microtubule binding.
GAGGAAGAGGGAGCUGUAUGUCUCUCCUGCGUCAGUGCCAACAUCACUGCCACACCAGCUUUCGUCACCGGAAAACAACGAGGAAGAUCUCUGCACAACAGAGAUUUUGAAAAAACCAUCAGCAGCAGCAGCUCCUCCUCCACCAGACGUGCAUCCACAGAUUAGGCCAACACGAUCCUACCUUCCACAGGCACAGACAUCUUAAAACUCCCCCAGAUACAAAACGCUCUUGCCAGGCAUGACCUGAGAGCAGACAGCCAUCGGACGCUCUCCAUCAACAUGGGCAACCAGGAGGCUAAGCAAAGGAAAGCUGCAGCAGCAUCGGGUAAUGGAAGCUACCCUUCACUGGAUGAAGGAUGGAGAGAGGGAGGAGGGGAUGUGACAAAAAAGGGAGGAAAGAAACUCCAUGGUAAGCAUGGAGGUAAAGGAGCAGGCAGCAGCGGAGGAGGAGCGGGGAUUCAUGGCACAGGACCAGGCAAGAAAAAAAACAAAUCAGAGUCCAAGCCCUCUGUUUUCUCCAUCCGCAAGAGAAAGAGCAACGUGAAAGGGAAAGGAGACACAUGUUCAUCAGUAACAGGCUCAAAGGAGGACAUUCUAGCAUCUCAACAUGACGAACUGGACAGCACAAAAACACCUGAUCUGUCUGCAGAUGAGCUCGGACACUCUGACAAUGAGGCUGCUUUCUCUGAGAAGAAAAAGAAAGUGGAGCAAGGGAAAAAGAUUGGAGGUGGAGGAGGAGGAGGAAAGCAGAAGCAGGAGAUGCAGCAGAAAGCCUCGACAGCAGCAACCUCUCCUGCAGAGGAUGGAGGGCAGAAGGGAGGGAGCUCGGGGUCAGACACGGACAUUUACAGCUUCCACUCAGCUGCUGACCAUGAGGAUCUCCUAGCAGACAUCCAGCUCACUAUAAAGCUGCAGCGCCAGCAGCAGCAGGGGGUGUUUGGCUCCAUUGUGGAAGCGCAGGGAGGGGGAGAAAAGGAUCAAAGUUGGGGAGGAGGAGAGGGGAGGCAGAAGCAGAGUAAUGGAGUGGUUAAAUUAACUCCUCCUGAGGUACUUGACCUGACCCCAGAACUAGAGCUGGGGUCUGAUGCCCUAUCAUUCUUAGAGACAGGAACUCUGUCUGGCUCUGUCAAGCACAAGGACCAGCCACCAACACUAAACCGCCCCGUCCACACAGAGGUGCACGAGAGGAGGGCGGAGGAGAGGGAGGAGCAUCUGGAGCUAAAUGGGAAGGAGCAAAGGGAGGGAGAGAGAGAAGCCUCUCUUUGUGUUGCCACAGGCACAAAAGGCCAGCAUGCUUGGGCACAGCAGCCCCCUCAUACAGCCAUCACCAUGGCUACUGUAGAGGGGGUAGCAGUCAGCCCAGUCACCAUGGUAACCAGUGGUAACAGCUUCCCCGGUCAUACAUUUGACAGUGCUGGGAAACCCCCAGGGGAGGAGCAGGAAGAAGGAGGUGAAUCCCCUCAGGAGCAGAGGGAGCCUGAGGUGGAGGUGGAUCUCAGUCUUCCACCCACAGUUGGCCACAACAGAGGUCCUGAGGACACUGAGGGACUGAGGACAGGGACCGUGUUUGAAGAAGGUGAGGGUCAGUUAGGCUCAGGUACUAGUGCAGAGUCCCUUGAGGACUGCCUGAGUGCUGGCUCUGAGCUCAACCAUUCUGCUGCCGCCAGCACCAGCGCCUCUCCCUCCACCCAGCAAUGUAGGAGGAGCAGCAUCUGCUUCACCCCACUGCCUCCCCAGGAGAGCCCCACACUGGCUAAAAGACUCCUCAGGUCCACCCAUUCCUCCACCUCCUCUAGCCCUGUGGUGAAACCCUACCCUCCUAUUUUCCCCUCCUACAUAAAGACCACCACCAGACAGCUCAGCUCCCCAGGACACUCCCCAGCCCUGUCCCCCUCCCACAGCCCCCUGUCCCCACGCAGAGCCCACCAUCACCUCCACAGGAUGAUGGCUGAGGGUCACCAGGUCCGUCGGCAGCGCUCUCGAAGUCUUGCUGGGCCUCUGAGUCGCUCAGCUGAUUGGACGGAGGAGCUGGAGAGGAGGCUGAGGAGCAGAGAGGAGGAUGGAGGAGGAUCUAGUGGUUCAGGAGAAUAUCUGGCAAGCUACAAAGGAGGAGGCAGUCAGCCCAUUUGUGCUACCACCAGAUCGUCCUGUGGGCAGGUUUCUACCUGUGGCUUUCAGGACGUCUUUACAGGUCGAACCUUGCUGGAGAAGCUGUUCCUGCAGCAGCAGCAGGAGGAGCCUGAGGAGGCUGAGAGGCUCUGCUCCAGGAUCUUGGCCAUGGGGCUCCUGCUGCCGUUCACUGACUGCUUCAGAGAGCAGCUAGGUGGCAGCACUGCCCACAUCACCAACACACCAUCAGCUAAUUUUGAUCAAGACCAGUUGUAUACAUGGGCAGCAGUGAACCAGCCACCACACUCCCUGGAUCCUCCGGAUGGGAAGGUACAUGGGCAGAUCAAGGGUCCCUGGCCCUCAGCCAGGCCUGGUUCAGACAAUAGAACUGUGCUCAAAUCCACAGAGGCUGUAGAGGACAGUCAAGAACACCAUGCAGCCAUGUUGGGUUUGAGGCAACAACAGAAGGAGAGCCAGGACUGUCCGGAGGAGCGGGUCCUUUCCUCAGCAAAACUGAAGGAGAAACACGUUAAUGUCAUUCAACAGCUGGAACAAACCAUAGAGGACCUCAGGACUAAGAUCGCUGAGCUGGAGCGACAGCCCCCUCUGCUGGACAGGGGCAGUAUGAAACCCACCACCUCCACCACAGAUCAGGAGUGUGGAGGAGAGGAGGGCCUGCUGAGGGCUGUGUGUGACGCUCACCUGCAGACAGAGGCAGCUCCAUCUCUGAGCUGCCUGGAGGCCAAGUCGGUGCAGACGUCACCCAUGGAUGACAGCUUUAAGUUCAAAGUGCCUUGUAGUGACGGAGCAAACAGCUUAGAGCCCCCACCCGGGCGAGACGGCUUCCAGUGUUCAUGUCAGCAGCAGCCACCUCCUCCUCCGCCUCCGCCUCCCCUUCCAGGAGGGGCAGCACCUCCUCAUUCAGGACAGACUGUGGUACCCCCACCACCACCUCCUCCUCCACCCUUACCAGUGGGAUCAGUGCCAGCCCCUCCCCCACCACCUCCUCCUCCACCCUUACCAGUGGGAUCAGUGCCAGCCCCUCCACCAUCACCACCACCUCCUCCCCUUCCUGGUGGCUGUGUCCCACCCCCACCUCCUCCUCUCCCUGGUGGCCUUGCUCCACCCCCUCCUCCUCCUCCGCCCCUUUCUGGUGGCCCUCUCCCACCCCCACCCCCACCCCUCCCUCUCCCUGGUGGCAUAGCCCCUCCCCCUCCUCCUCCUCCAUUACCAGGACUCGGAGGCCCACCUCCUCCACCACCACCUCCAGGCUGUGGGCCUCCUCCUGCCCCUCCUCCACCAGGAGCCAUCUGUAUUCCUCCAGCUCUUCCAGGGGCUUUGGGUUCCCUGCCUCCUCCUCUGCCAUUGGGGCUGUACACUCUGGGUCUGACUCAGGAGAAGCCACCCAGGAAGGCUUUGGUGGAGCCACCCAGACCCAUGAAGCCACUCUACUGGACCAGGAUCCAACUGCACACCAAAAAGGACGUUUCUUCUUCAUUGGUGUGGGACACAAUAGAUGAGCCAGACGUGGACUUUGAGGAGUUUGUAGAGUUGUUCUCCAAAACAGCUGUGAAAGUGAAGAAGCAGCCACUGUCUGACACCAUCACCAAGUCCAAGACCAAACAGGUUGUGAAGCUCCUAAACAACAAGCGUUCUCAGGCAGUAGGAAUCCUCAUGUCCUCCCUGCACCUUGAUAUGAAAGACAUUCAGCAUGCCAUUCUGAAUUUGGAUAACACAGUAGUGGACCUGGAGACCCUACAGGCCCUGUAUGAAAAUAGGGCACAGCAGGAGGAGCUAGACAAGAUUGAAAAGCAUAUCAAGUCGUCUAAAGACAAAGAGAAUGCUAAACCUCUCGACAAACCUGAGCAGUUUCUCUACCAGCUCUCUGUGAUCCCAAACUUCUCUGGCAGAGUUUUCUGCAUCCUUUUCCAGUCCAGCUUCACUGAGUGCAUGUCUUCUAUAACGAGGAAAUUGGACAUACUGCAGAGGGUAUGCAAGGCCUUACAGGACAGUGAGUCCGUGAAGCAGGUUCUAGGUCUGGUUCUUGCCUUUGGUAACUUCAUGAAUGGUGGGAAUCGAACCAGAGGCCAAGCUGACGGCUUCACCCUCGACAUCCUGCCCAAACUCAAAGAUGUCAAGAGCAGUGACAGCGUGAAAAGUCUUCUGUCUUACCUGGUGGCAUACUACCUCAGGCACUUUGAUGAGGAUGCUGGCAGGGAGACAUGUGUGUAUCCUCUUCCUGAGCCUCACGAUUUGUUCCAGGCUUCACAGAUGAAGUUUGAGGACUUUCAGAAAGAUCUGACUCGACUCAGGAAGGAUCUCAGGGCUUGUACAUCAGAGGUGGAGAAGGUGUGUAAAGUUUCAGAUGAGGAUAAUUUGCAGCCAUUCAAAAACAAGAUGGAGGACUUUCUCACACAGGCUAAAAGUGAGCUGGAGACCCUGGAAUCUCAACUCAGCAGCACUCACAAACUGUUCCUGGAGCUCACAGUGUUCUUCUCAGUGAAGGCCAAGGCAGGAGAAAAGGAGGUUUCACCCAACACUUUCUUCUGCAUCUGGCACGAGUUCUCCUCUGACUUCAAGGACCAGUGGAAGAAGGAGAACAAAAUCAUCCUCAAGGAGAGGUUAAAAGCAGCAGAAGAGUGCUUCCGUCAGGCCAAGGAGAAGGCUUCCUACAGUGUCAAACCCAAACAUGCCUCCGGCAUCAAAGCCAAGCUUGGCAUGAAGAUUUGACUCCGCAGGCUUGGCAUGCUUAUUUUCCCGACUUUAGGCACCAGCAGUGAGUCAAAGACAAAAAAGUACAAGGAGAGGAGAAAAAAGAUGGGACAUGUGAAUGGCAUGUCCUGUGUGUGCAGCUGAGCCUACCCUGGACAUCUUGUUUCAUUCAUUUAAUUUUUUGUCCAUUCCCUGCUGUGUCAGCCUGCUGCCUUAUGUUGCUGUCCUCUCCAGCUGAAAACUCAAUCCAACACAAUCACGGAAGGAUGCUGCUGCAGGGCCACCAGGCACCAGGAAUCAUGGACUGUUGGGAUCAUCACAAACCCACAUUUAUGGAUUAACAAAAAACUCACCACUUAAUCAGAGUGUCCAAGGACCAGACUGUUUCGGUGAACAUAGCUUGGGAACAAUGGAGAUCACAGUUAAACUCACCUGAAACAUCCAUCUAGUGAUGGAUGUGGACAGCACAGAUAUUGUAUUCAUUUGGAUGUGUCAUUCCAUCACUGGUCUGUUUAGUUGGGACAACAGGCAUUUGCCUUACUUUUCUACAACACAUACUUUAAACAUCCUCAUUACAGACAUCAACAAAAAUGGAUCUGUUUGUUCUAAAAGGUGUAAAUAUAGUUCUUCAGUAGCAGCCAGAAGAAAACGUCUGCCUGUCAAAGUCCUAACAUUGAGUUAUUAUUUAAAAAAAAAAAAAAAUGUAAAAAAAAAAAAAAACCUUGGUCAGAAUCAGAUGUCAGCAUGAUUGUCUCAGGUCUUAGAGUGUGAAGCUUUUCCAGGACACUCAGUGAUGUAUUCCAGUUAUGAUAUUAAAUAUUCAAUAUUAAAAGUAAUGGCAGCAACUUAAACAUUCUGUGUUGAAAAGUAACAGAAAUGUUGGUUAUCCCAAACAACAGCCAUGGACACAUCCCUCUAAACAACACAGUAAAUCUUUUGUGUGUUCACCUUCAUAUCUCAGCACACACUUCAUCAUUCACAUCAUCACAAAGCUGUUUGUGGUUCUACAUCAGACUCAGUAGAGAAUCAUACAGAGAGGAGGAGAAGUGUAUUUACAUGUGUAAUUUCAAUGACCUGCCAUACCAUACUAGAUAUACCAUACCGUGUGUGUGUGUGUGUGUGUGUGUGUGUGUGUGUGUGUGUGUGUGUGUGGUUGAUACGUGUGUGAUGAAGGACGUGUGUGGUGCACUGAAUUACAGUUAUGACAGUUUGUUGCAGGAUUAAUGACUUAAUUAAAGUAAAGUAAUAAAUUGUAAAAACUGAUUGUGAGGCACAUUUUCCUGUUUCUGUCCAUGAUGUCCUCCUCUGUUGGCUAGCAUGAUACUCACAGGAACUUAACUCCAUUUGAAACUGUUUCAUGUGCAAUAAAUGUUUCUGUAAACUGUACAUGUAUAUGAUGGGGUGCAUGGGGUCUGGGUGCGGUUUAAGUUCUGUAAAAUAAAGAGAAUUAAUUCAG